AUGGCUGCGGCUUCGGGAAACACGGGCUGGACCCAGCUACGGCAACAGGUGCGAAGCCUCGAGACACAGGUUUCCCUGACAUCCGACGCCGCGCAGACAGAGACGCUGUUCCACACCUACGCCCAAUUCUCGACAGUAUCAGAUAUUCCAGCCAAGCCCACAGAAGAGGAAAGGACAACAGAAGCAAAGCUCCAAGACCUCCUCGAAAGACGAGAGAAUGUCAUCUCCCAACUAUCCCGCCUCCUCGACUCCGAAGCGACCCUCACCUCGUCCGCCCUGAAACAAAACAACCUCGCCCUCCUGCGCGAGAAGCUCGCCGAGCACAAGCGCAACCUCGUCCGCAUACGCAGCACCAUCGCUCAGGCCCGCGACCGCGCCCACCUGCUCUCCAACGUCCGCUCCGACAUCGACGAGUACCGCGCCAACAACCCCGAGGCGGCCGAGGCCGAGUACAUGCUCGCUGAGCGCAGCCGCAUCGACAACAGCCACAACAUGACCGACAGCGUCCUCUCCCAGGCCUACGCCGUCCAGGACAGCUUCAACAUCCAGCGCGAGACCAUCGCCAGCAUCAACCGCCGCAUCACCAUGGCCGCCAGCCAGGUGCCCGGUCUCAACAGCCUCAUCGGCCGAAUCUCGGCCAAGAAGCGCCGGGACGGCAUCAUCAUGGGCGUCUUCAUCGCCUUCUGCUUCCUCGUCUUCUGGUGGUUCUUGUGA
Molecule: messenger RNA, 714 nt
Organism: Colletotrichum karsti
Lineage: Eukaryota; Fungi; Ascomycota; Sordariomycetes; Glomerellales; Glomerellaceae
Product: vesicle transport v-snare protein
Exons: 3
Coding region: 1-714 (237 amino acids)
Biological process (GO): vesicle fusion; endoplasmic reticulum to Golgi vesicle-mediated transport
Cellular component (GO): Golgi membrane; Golgi medial cisterna; SNARE complex
Molecular function (GO): SNAP receptor activity
Source: RefSeq, a predicted model, not a curated record